AUGCGUAUAGAUAGUGAAGGGGUUUCUAUUAGAGCCAAGGUGGGUGUUCUAAAAGGGGGAAAAGCAGCAGCAGCAGCAAGGAGAUUAUCAAGAAAUCAAUGUGCAUUAGUGUUAACUAUGAAUAAUUUAGUUGGAAAGAUGUUUAUGCAUUUCUUCGUCAUAAUAAACUCUUUCUUGUACUCCUCCAUCAUAGUCUCCUCAAGCAAUGAUGCAGCCACCACCAAAGCCACGAUCGCCAUCACAAAACCUCCUAGGGUGGUCACUAAACUCAUUCACCGUGAUUCAAUUCACCCCCCAUAUUAUAAACCUGGUGCCACCACCUCGGAACGUGCUAGGUGGGCUACAGAAAGCUCGAUGGCACGCUUUACUUACCUAAAGGCAAGGAUGGAAAGCACUUUAAGCACCACUAAUGAUGUCCGAGGUGGUGUUAUUCCAAUUGAUGAUACUGGCAUUGGAUUCCUUGUAAAAUUCUCCAUUGGAGAGCUACCAGUUCCACAACUUGCGGUAAUGGACACCGGCAGCAGCCUGUCAUGGGUUCAAUGCCUCCCAUGCACCAAAUGCACAUUUCAAUUUGAGGAGUUUCAAUCUCGUUGCACUUAUCGCCUGGUAUACUUGGACAACGAUACCACAGAAGGUAACGUUGCCUUUGAAAAGCUUACAUUCAUGACAUCUGAUGAAGGCACAACAAGUGUUCCCAGCAUCUUGUUUGGCUGCGGACACUCAAAUAAUUUCAUAGCCGGCAAAUUAAGUGGAGUUAUGGGACUCGGCUAUCAUACUACAUCUUUGCCUUCUCGAUUGGGUUCUAAAUUCUCUUAUUGCACUGGCAAUGUAAACUAUCCUUAG
Cornus florida is the source of this 843-nucleotide messenger RNA. RefSeq names its product aspartic proteinase CDR1-like. Bases 1 to 843 code for a protein of 280 amino acids. The transcript is spliced from 2 exons. Lineage: Eukaryota; Viridiplantae; Streptophyta; Magnoliopsida; Cornales; Cornaceae. The record is from RefSeq and is a predicted model, not a curated record. Gene Ontology annotation, cellular component: extracellular region.